AAUUACAGACAUUCGCUACAUUGAUGAGUAAUAAUUGAUUUUGAAGUUGUGCAAGAAAUGCACGCACGCAAUAUCAUGAGCGCAAGCUCAACGACCUUUCAAUCAAUGCACCUGGACUGUCGUGGACAGUUGUUUUCGACAUGUUCACGAGUACGCGUCUGUCCGCUCGUAGUCAGUCGCGAAAUCCAAACUAUGAAGAGGACAUCAUUUACGUGACGAAACACAAUAAAUGGGUUUUAAAUUCCAUUGGGAUUUGGCCGGCUAUGGUGGAGGGUAUCGGCAAAUUUUUACCAAGAAUCGCAAUCGGACUAAGUAAUUUAAUAUUGUUUUUCACCUUGGUGCAGUGUGUGCUACACAUUGUAUUUGAGCAAAAAGAUCCUUUGCUAAGACUGAAGAUUCUGGGCUUAACGUGCUUUUCUUUUAUCUCCCUGAUGAAGUAUUGGGCUCUGACAAUACGCAAACCGAAAAUCGAAUACUGUAUCGAACAGUUAUAUGCUGAUUGGAAACAGAUAGAGUACCAAAGAGAUCGCAAGUUAAUGCUAAAAUAUGGGAAGAUUGGACGAAGACUGACGGUAUACAGUGCUGUGUUUAUGUACAGCGGUGGCAUAAUCUACCACACGGUCAUGCAAUAUGCGAUCGGAUCGUACGUCGAUGAAUUUAAUCGUACGAUCAAAUUACUAGUAUAUCCUACGUACAGUGGUCUUUACGACGUCCAAAAAAGUCCCGUUUAUGAACUCGUGUACGUUCUCCAAUGCAUAUGCGGGUAUGUGUUUGACACUGUGACAGUUGGAGCUUGUGGACUGGCUGCACUUUUCGCAACACACACCUGUGGACAGAUUGAUGUCAUUAUGUCUCGACUGAAUGAUUUGAUUGAUGGAAAAUUUUCCAAGGAAAAUUCUAAUACGAGCGUUCGACUGAUGGAAAUCGUUGAACACCAUAUAAGAACUUUAAAAUUCUCUGCGAUGGUUGAGACGGUUCUUCAAGAAGUGUGCUUUUUAGAAUUCAUUGGAACAACGUUUGUAAUGUGCUUGCUCGAAUACUAUUGUAUAACGGACUGGCAACAGAAUAAUAAAAUUGGCCUGACAACAUAUUCGUUAUUGUUAAUAUCCUUGACGUUCAAUAUGUUUUUACUGUGCUACAUUGGUGAUCUGCUAAUUGAAAAGAGUACUAACGUCGGAAUAUCCUGUUGCAUGAUAGAUUGGUACCGCUUACCAGCCAAGUCAAUGCAAAACCUCGUUUUGAUCAUCGCAAUGUCAAAUAAUCCGGCAAAAAUUAGCGCCGGUAGAAUGGUUAAUUUAUCCUUGUCUACAUUCGCAAGUGUUCUAAAGACGUCAUUCGCGUACUUAAAUUUUCUCCGAACUGCCCUUGUGUAGUAAUUUAAUAAUUGUUCAAUUUCCCAGUAUUUAGGCGUAGAAUGAUAAAUAAAAAAUUAUAUCGUAAAAAUAUUCAGUCCUGUUUAAAUACUUGACAUUCUCAAAUAUUAUUACAGGUUAUCCAUUGGAUAUAUUAUUUUUAUAGUUUGAUAAUGAUAUAUGACAUUUUGAUAACCGUAUAUGUAUAAUUGUUUUCGCAGUAGCUUAACGAAAUGACAAAAAAUCACGAGGAACAUCGACAUAUUGAUAUUUAUUUACUGAAAUCAUACUAAAAUAUCAGAGUAAAGACAUAAUACAUUUUAUCAUUGCUAUUUAAUUUCAGCCACGUAAAUUGUUAUGUCUAUUACAUUUAGAAAUAUUUUUUGCAUAUUAAGUGAUAAAAGAAACCACAUACAAAUUCCAAAGUAUUUUAUUUAUGAGUUACUUACCCAUUUAAAUAUUACUAUUUGCUACAAACAUAUACGCUAUACUCUUUCUUAACACUACAAGUACU
Messenger RNA from Bombus pascuorum, 1866 nucleotides. Its product is annotated as odorant receptor 13a-like. The coding region runs from base 141 to 1373 and encodes 410 amino acids. Gene Ontology annotation, biological process: sensory perception of smell; detection of chemical stimulus involved in sensory perception of smell. Gene Ontology annotation, molecular function: odorant binding; olfactory receptor activity. Gene Ontology annotation, cellular component: plasma membrane. The transcript is spliced from 6 exons. Lineage: Eukaryota; Metazoa; Arthropoda; Insecta; Hymenoptera; Apidae. The record is from RefSeq and is a predicted model, not a curated record.